AGGGCGUUCGGAUAUUCCCGGUAGUGUUCGGGUAUUUCCGGCGGGGUUCGUGGGUUUGGUGCUGAGGCUGCGGCUCCAUCUCAGGACCGGGAUGUCAAUAGUUGGCCUGGACUCAGAUAGUAUUCCCCAGAUGGAUCACUCUACCUUUCACCGUUCCUCACCAACUCUGAGCAGCAAGUUUGGCCAUAAUCUGGGAAUACUGAACUUCUUGGACUCACUGGCCAAUGGGACGAUGGAACACUGUUACAAUGCACGAUCCCGGAGCACUGUGCUUCAAGGGCUUUCCUUUGGAGGAAUCCCCACUGUACUCGCUAUCAACUUCAUUGUCUGGCUGGUGCUGCUCUUCAUAUUUUCUUGCCUGCGGAAGGCAGCCUGGGACUAUGGGCGUUUGGCUCUGCUAAUGGACAAUGACAGCCUCACCUCUUUGUUUUACGGUGAACAGACUGAAAAGGAGAAAUCUCCUUCCGAAACCAGCCCAACUGAGCUAGAGAGUAAAGAUGUGGGCUUCUGCUCCUGGUUGACCACACUCUAUCACAUGAGGGACGAUGAGAUUCAGUACAAGUGUGGAUUCGACGCCAUUAUCUACCUCUCAUUUCAGCGACAUAUUCUGGUCCUCCUCACUGUGGUCUGUGUCCUGUCGAUUGCCAUUGUCCUUCCUGUCAACUUCUCUGGGGACCUGCUGGGUAACAGCCCGCAACAUUUUGGCCGCACCACAAUUGCAAAUGUCCCUGCAGAUGAUCGACUGCUCUGGUUACACAGUAUCUUUGCACUUCUUUACUUCAUAGUAACUGUGAUCUGCAUGGGUCAUCAUUCUCUGCAACUGGAUGACAAAGACAACGAAAAGGUGGCAAGAACGCUGAUGAUUUCACAAAUCCCAAAGGAAAUCACAGACACAAAUCUCAUUAUUAAACAUUUCCAUGAAGCCUAUCCCAGUUGUACUGUGACAGAUGUGCAGUUCUGCUUCGAUGUCCGGGCACUGAUGAAACUGGACUCUGAGAGACGAAAGGCAAUGAAAGGCAGGCUGUAUUUCACAGCCAAGGCUCAAAAGGAAGGAAAGAUAAUGAUUAAGACCCAUCCAUUGGCCAGGAUCUGUUGCUGCGAUUUCUGUGGGUUUGAACAGGUGGAUGCAGAGCAAUACUACAGUGAAUUGGAGGAGAAGCUAACAGAUGAGUUUAAUGCUGAGCGGAAUCGGAUUACCUUGAAAAGGCUGGGGAUGGGUUUUGUAACCUUCCAGGAUGAGCGGAUGACAGCAGUCAUUGUGAAGCAUUACCAGCACAGCCGAUGCCGAUAUCAGCCACAGCAGUCCAGUGUCACCACAGUCAUCAAGUCUUAUAGAUGGGAUGUGAGAUAUGCCCCAGCACUGAGCGACAUUAUCUGGGAAAAUCUGUCGGUGCAAGGUAGCACUUGGUGGAUCCGCUGCACACUCCUCAAUAUUUUUCUCUUCCUGCUCCUCUUCUUCCUCACAACUCCUGCCAUCAUCGUCAAUACCAUGGACAAGUUCAAUGUUACCAACCCUGUUGAGAGCCUCAAGAAUCCGAUUGUAACACAGUUUUUCCCGACCCUGCUCCUGUGGACAUUCUCUGUGCUUCUUCCAUUCAUUGUGUACUACUCUGCUAUCUUUGAAUCCCACUGGACUAGGUCAACUGAGAACCAAGUGACAAUGCACAAGUGUUAUUUCUUCCUAGUCUUUAUGGUGAUCAUUCUGCCAUCGUUGGGCCUGACCAGUCUUGAUGUCUUUUUUCGAUGGCUUUUCGACAUACACUUUCUAGAUGAAGCAGAUAUUAAAUUCCAAUGUGUCUUUCUCCCAGAUAAUGGAGCUUUCUUUGUUAACUACGUGAUAACAUCCAGUUUGAUUGGUACGGCAAUGGAAUUGCUACGAAUCCCAGGACUGCUUGUAUACACAGCACGCCUUGCUUUUGCUAAAUCAAAGGCUGAGCAGAUACACGUGAAAAAGAAUCAGGCCUACGAAUAUCAGUUUGGUCUGGAAUAUGCUUGGACAAUGUGUAUAUUUGCAGUUGUGAUGACGUACAGCAUUACGUGUCCAAUAAUUGUUCCCUUUGGAUUGCUAUACAUGUUGCUGAAACACCUGGUGGAUCGAUAUAAUAUUUACUACGCCUGUGUGCCCACUAAACUCAACCAUCGGCUACACUCUGCUGCAAUCGGCCAAGUCAUCAUUGCACCUAUCCUGUGCAUGUUCUGGCUCCUCUUCUUCUCAGUGCUGAGACUUGGACCAGUCCAACCCAUCACGCUGUUCACCUUUAUCACUCUGCUCCUCUGCAUCAUCUUCUCACUGUUUGGAUUCUGCAUGAAAGGACUGCACAAACUCAAAUCUCAAAACUACCAGAUGACAGAGCAGGAAUCUGAUGGCAUGUUCACAGAUGGAGAAAGGAGCAGUGUGUCAUCAACACCAAACUCCAAUGUGUUUGUUGCAGCUGUUCUCCAGGAUCCUGAACUGGGACUAAUGCCUGCAGCAUCCCCUGCACAUCAGACAUAUGGGACCAUGGAAAAUCGUGUUGAUGAGACCAAAUCUGAGGACUCUGGCCAAAUACAAAGCUCUGAAGCAGGUUUAGAGAGACAACAUCAUGAGCUGACUGCUGGAUCAUUGAUGGACAGUGAGAUUCAUUAUCACUAAGGGAUGCUGGGAUAGCCGUACAAUUGCAGACUAUAACUGAGCAAUGUUUUUCUCUCUGGAGGCUCUCGAUUUUAACGCCACAGAUACCUGCUGAUUGUGCAGGCAAACAAGAACGUGAGCUUUUGAGAAGAGGUUGGUUGGAGCCAAACAUCAGAUUACUUUGUUCUAUAGCUCUGCCUGUGAUAGCAUGGUCAUUCUUGGCCACACUGCUAUCAGCACGUCCCAGUGAAUGCUGCAUGUUUCUGAGUGCCUAGACAGUAUUGUGUGCUGCACCAUAUCUGCCUGUAUGUGGGAGCUGGAACGUUGCUGGAACAUGCUUCCAUCAAAAGAUGCCACAUUACUUAGAAAACCAUAUGGCUCCUCUCAAUGACCAAAUACCAAUAAGGCCUGGCAUCCUGUGAUCUUAUUCAGUUGUGUGUGUAUAUAUACAUGAUAUAUAGUUACUACUUUAAUCUGUAUAGCUUCAAACCAAUUCUCUUUUGAUUUGUUGCUGGCUAAUUUGAUGAUUUAAAAUUAACAAGUGGUAAGUAGUGUUUCUCUUCUUAAUCCAGCUCCAGUGGUCUGGGUGUUUAUUUGACAUUUCACUUCCUGCUACAUUCUGUCCUCUUCCUCAUGGUCUAUUUCACCUUUCUGUCCUUUCUUUUACUAAUUCCCAUUAAUUUCUGCAUUUCCCAUACAUUGUUGCAUUCCUAUUAUCUACAAUUCCUGUGUUUACAUUUUUGUUUCAGCUUGUUUUCCUGCAUUCCCCAGUUUUUUCCUUCAUUUGUAGUAUCUUUCCACUACUGGCCUUGUGCAUUUACACUUCUUCACCCAGAGGAGUAACUGGCAAAGGCAGGGAAGAUGUGGUCAGACAGACAGACAUGAAGUAUAAUCAGACAUGCAGUAUUGGAAGUGGAUGCAUUGAGGUAUCGGGGUCGAUAAGUCGACAAUACAACAAAGUGGCUACCUACAUUCGAGAGAUUUUUUGACCUGAGUCACUAUCUUACAUGGAAGCAAGGUGGAAAGCAGAGAUUUAUAUACAUUCAUGUGAUUUAAGCAAUGUAGUCAAUGAGAAGUAACUUGCAUAAACCCCCAGUCAAGAUGAUGGUUCAAUUCAUUGCAUUAGGAACACAAACAGGAGAAAGCCAUUUAGCCUCAAUACUCCAUUCGACUAUUUAGUCAGAUCAUGGCUGUGAUUUACUUACACAAACUAUCCUUGGCCAUUCUACCUUUGU
Messenger RNA from Stegostoma tigrinum, 3846 nucleotides. RefSeq names its product transmembrane protein 63C (gene tmem63c). NCBI's taxonomy places the organism in Eukaryota, Metazoa, Chordata, Chondrichthyes, Orectolobiformes, Stegostomatidae. The transcript is spliced from 23 exons. The record is from RefSeq and is a predicted model, not a curated record. Gene Ontology annotation, cellular component: plasma membrane. Gene Ontology annotation, molecular function: calcium-activated cation channel activity. The coding region runs from base 92 to 2632 and encodes 846 amino acids.